AGUGAAUGAGCCAUCCAUCAUUCGGACUGUCCAGUGCAUGGUAUGGACCCACGUCUGUACCGUAAGCCGAAUACUUGCUCCUAGCUUGCCGCCGAAUGGGAGGGCGGACAGCGAGUGUUUCAGGAGGCCUUGGGAGACGUCAGGACGGCGCACAGAUCUGUGUGGGCCGCCUUAACGACUCGCAGGUCGUCAUGAAACAGUCUGUCAACACCCAGCCAAACGAACAACACCCCCUCCACUCCCUCUCCGUCCCCAUCCAUCAAAUCACGCCACUCAAGUCACAGUCGUCUCCUGCGAUGUCGCCCGGCUGCGAUCGAUGCUGUGUACUCGUCUGCAUAUAGUCAUCCAAAAGCCACUCGCUCCCGCAUAUGUAUGUGCACAUCCACACACCCCCUCCGUCCCUCCCUCCCUCGCCCCAUGCGCCCAUCCGUGUAUCCACACAUCCAUAUUUUGUGAGACAGACAGACACGCGUCAAAAGCCACUCAGUAUACUAACUCCACACACCGACCGCACCACUAAACUUACUUCACUCGCAUCCAUCCAUCAAGUCGCAUCUAUACAUUCGCCCACACGUACGCACGCAAUCACACGAUGGCCCUCACGCACGCAGGAGGCAGGCAGGCAGGCAGGCAUGGUUGCCCUCAUGCUGCUGCAAGGUAAGCUGUGUGUGUUAUCUGCGUGUAUAUAGAUAGAUAUCUUCACUGGCUGGCGGAUGAAUGAAAAGACUCACAUACACACACCCAGACACUCUCUCUCACUGACCACGUCGCGCAUUGAAAAUCGUAGGGGGGAGGGAGGGAGCGGGGGAGUGGUAGAAGAGAGUAGAGAGUGUCUGUCGCACGUGUCAUGUCUGUCUGGACAUCUAGCUAUGCCUAUUCGGCAUCUUCUGCACACCCAAGCCGAGCCGAGCCAGAUAUCGACACAUCCACACACCCACACACCCAUUUAUCCACAUACACAGAUGUACAGAUAUACAGAUGGACAGACACACAGACACAGACAGACAGACAGACAGACACACAGACAGACAGACGCGUGUGUCUUCAACGCGCACAGACCGACAAGAAGGCCUGUCUAGGCAUGAGUGGCAUGCGUGGGUUCACCCGCGGAGGCACACACGGACACAGACACAGACACACCUGUCUGUCUGUCUGUCUGUAGACGUGUUGAGCACGGAGCCUAGACAGAGGGACUAUACAGACAGACAGAAGCAGACGGAUUGACGUGUGUACACCUGUGCAGACAUACACACAUGGGUAUGCGUGUGUUCAACACGGAAGUGACCAGAGAGGCGGAUGGCUAUACAGGCGGGGAGGCACAAAAAGGCGUCAGUGAAUGGGCAAGCAGAGCAGAUGAGUGAGUGGAGUGAGUGAGUGAUCAGGGUAAUGAACCCUCGCAAUCAAUCGCAGGGAAAGAAAAACGACCACACAGACAGAGAGACAGAGAGGCAGACACACACAUCGAUGGACCGAUCACAGACCGUGACGCCCUCGCUAUACACUUCCCCCCCCCACCCCUCCCUCCCUCCCGCCCCCAAGACGACGGACAGACAGCUAAUUCGAUUCGCACGCCCCUUACACACACCACGCACAGCCAUACACGGAUCCGCCCCUACACACACGCGCACGGCUGCCUAAUGGCACGACGCAGUGCGUGGUAACUGCAGAGGCAGACCGACGGGCAGACAGACAGACAGACGGGCAGACAGACCGGCAACCGAUGAACUAUUCUGUAUACGUCGCUAGCUCCAAUGGUACACAUCCAUCCAUUUAUCCAUACGCACACAAAUGUAAUCAUUCACAAACUCACUGGUGGUGUGGGUGGGUGCGUCAUGCUGCUCUCUGCCCUGCCGAGGCGGCUACUCCUCCCCAAAGCCCUCAUCGGCGAAGUCGGCCCAGCUGAGGUCCACAUCCACGUCAGCCGCCAGACCUGCAGCACGCCACACCACACCACAUACACACACACACACACACAUACACACAUUGGAUUGUAUGCAGAGAGAGCUAUCGACGUACGUACCCGUGUUGUCAUCGUCUCCGCCACUCAUGGACAGCAGCAGGCGGCGAGAGCAGGCAUUGCAGCUGGCCGCACACACGUCCAUGAGGCGGGUGCAGGCAUGAACCUCCGCGGGCACUCCACGGCGGUAGGCCCUGGCGAGGUCGGUGAGCCUGACGGUGCACCCCAUGCCCUUCCUGUUGGCCGCCCAGGUCAGCAUCCUGCAGGUCUUCCCUUGCUGUCGGACCUGCACACACGCACCACACGCCACACACACGGUAUGCGUGUCGCUCACCACACAAGCUUUGUGUGUGUGAGGGUGGGGUGGGGUGAGCGUGCCUUCGGGGAGUCCCUGCACUGAAAAAGCUGGGGGUUGAAAAAGGAGCCAUCGGGACAGUCACCACUCUCACCGUCCACGCCUACACCCACAUGCCCAGAUACACAGGUAGACAGACAGACGUGUGCACGUCACGUGUGCAGGGCAGUCGACCUCUUUGAGCGUUGUUCUAUAUCAGCUGCUUACCGCAGUCAGCAGUGUCCUCCGCACAACCAUUGACGGCACACUGACACACACACACACACACACGGAGCGAGAGUGCACGACGGGCCCGUCCCCCCGCGACACCGUACCUGUCGGUCGCAGACGUUGUCAUUCAUGUAGAACGAUGGACAGGCCAUGGUGCAGGAAGUGCCUCUCUGAACACACACACACACACACACACGCCCACACACACGCGGAGAGAGAGAGAGAGAUGCAGCGAGGAUACAGAUCCACCAAGGAUGGGUGUGUCGGUGCGUGAGGGACUGGCGUACCUGGAGUUGUCUAUCAGCAGCAGCUUUGGCCUCACACAGCGCCGCCAACGAGGUCAACACGCACACGGCACCCAGCAGCAUCACUCUCAUGCUCUUGGCACACACACAACACUCACUCACUUACUCAAUCAGGCGCAGCACAGCACUCAAUCUACACGGAGAUGCGAUAUAUAGGCAGCGAUGAGCGCAAUGCGAUAAACGUGCACACCAACAGACAGGCGGAGUGUGAAAGAGAGAGGGGGGGCCGCCCACGGGCUGCCACUCGGCUAUUCUCCCUAGCUGCAGGAGGGCAGCAGACAAUCAAAACCUCCUUCCUGCCUGGCCUUCCUCUCUCACUCAGGCAGUCACCGCCGGCUGGCUAUCGGGACGUUACAGUAGAGAGAGCGGGGCGUUUCAACGAAAAAAGCCUUGCGAUAGGUGUGCACAGAUACACGCGCACACGUGGGUGGAUACGCCGCGCCGCUAUCUGCCCUGACCGAGAGAUC
Molecule: messenger RNA, 3294 nt
Organism: Vitrella brassicaformis
Lineage: Eukaryota; Vitrellaceae
Source: the annotation of a GenBank genome assembly